Messenger RNA from Paramisgurnus dabryanus, 2076 nucleotides. NCBI's taxonomy places the organism in Eukaryota, Metazoa, Chordata, Actinopteri, Cypriniformes, Cobitidae. The record is from RefSeq and is a predicted model, not a curated record.
UUUAUCGGAUGUUUCCAGAGUCCAUCAAAAUAUCACGAAGAGCAUUAGUUGAUAAAACAACUUUGAGAUGAAUCUAAUAUAUCAACUUAUUGCUGUGGGAAUAUUCAUGUUCAUGGGCAUUCCCUGCAUUCACUCAGAUGUCCACUCACUCGUCACCUCCUACACUCAACUAGAGGGAACCAGACAGGAAUUUUAUUCUGUAACUGAACUGGACGGGAAGCCAGUUUUUUACAAUAACAGUAAAAUAAAGAAUCUGACUUACAACCAGGAGUGGAUAAAGAAGAUUAUGUCUAAAGAGGACUGGAAACAGGAAUUACAAAACAGAGAGAAAAUGCAGGAGAUAUUUGAAAAAAACAUCCGUAUUAUGAAGGGCCGUCUUAAUGCAAACGAAGGUACGCAGACUUUUCAGAGGACAUUUGGCUGUAAGUGGGAUGACAAAAAUAAUGAAGUGGAGGCAUUUGACACAUAUGCUUAUGAUGGACAGGAUUUCAUCUCACUGGAAAUGCAAGAAAAGAAAUACCUACCUUUUUUACCACAAGCACUUCACCCCAGAGACAUAUGGAACAGAGACCAGAACCAGCUUGACUUUUUAUUAAACUAUUACAACAAGGAUUGCAUUUUUUGGCUAAAAGAGAUGUGGAACCUUCGCAAAACUGAUUUGAAGAAAAAAGGCUUUCCUGAAGUGUCUCUCCUGCAGAAGGAUCCCACUUCUCCUGUGGUGUGUCAUGUCACUGGUUUCCAUUCAGCUCAUUCAGUUCGUAUCACUUGGAUCAAAAAUCCAUCUUGCAGAUUUAAUGAGCAAAAGGAAGAAAUUCUGCUCAAUGAGGAUGGAACCUUCCAGCAGAGCGUUGCCCUCAUCAUCAAUCCAGAGGAUUGGAAUAGAUGCAUUUACAAUUGUGAAGUGUCAUACAAUGAAAAUGAUGAGUUCAUUUGGAUAGUUGCAAACAAACUUAACUACAAGGUCAAAAGCAACUUUGUAUCGUUGAAAGGUGUAUACAUUAUUGUGAGUGUUGUGGUGGCUGUGGCUGUGGCAGCUGUGCUGGCUUUUGUUCUGAUUAAAUGGUGCAAAUCCAGACCUGCUACAGGUAGUUCUGGAUCUUCUAAAUCCCUGAUAUAACCACUGUAGUUGUUUAAUACUAGAGGUAACUUGAUUCUGUCAAUAUCACAUGAGCUUUGUGUAAAUUGGGGUAACAUAUACAUUAGUACAGUAGUGUAAUACAGUAGUGUAGGUACAUAAUCUCAAAUUCUUAUCAAAUGAUUAUUUACUCUUAUUCACUUUUUGUAUUAAUAAUUGUUUAGUAAUUGUUUCCUGGGUUUAGCCUUUUCAUAUAUCUUUUUGUGUUAACUGGGCUUAAUUAUGGUAAACUAUUUAUCUAUAUCUAUAUAAAGAUUUAUUUAAUGUAAUAUAGCUACUAUAUUUGUAAUUUUUUUUUACAGAGAUGAUAACUAUACGAUUGAUUAAACUUCUUAAAUUCAAUUAAGUCAAAAAUUAUAUGUUAAUUAAAUGUUAAUCUGACAUUUUCAAUUAAAAAAAUGUCAGAUUAACAUAUAUUGUUUUCAUUUUAAGAAUUACAUUAUAUAAAAAUGACAAAAAUCAUUGAAUGCAUGAAAAAGCUUUAAAUUAUGGGGCGGUUUCACGGACAGGGAUAAGACUAGUCCUAGACUAAAAAAAAUGUAAGAGCGCUCCAAACUGAGAACAUCUUGCACAGACAUAUCUUAAAAUACAUCAGUGCUCUCUGUUUUGCCUCAAAAUGCACACAAAUAAUGUUUUUAGUAAGACAGGUUUGUUAAAACUAGUUAUAUUUACUAUUUAAACUAAGGCCUAGUCCUGGUUUAAGCUAAUCCAUGUCCGGGAAACCACCCCUAUAUAUCAAAAUUGCAGUUAACUAACUGUUUGUGUUUUACAUGAUUGAUAACGAUUGUUAAGAUCUUCUACAAUACUUGAAAUCACACUGCAAAUACCUAUAACUGUAGAGGCAGAUUAAAGAGGAUGUGUGUUUUUUAUGUUUAAAGCACUGCCUGCUUAUGGUAAUUAUUUGUAAAAUGCUUUCAAUAACAUUGCUUGCUAUACCUUAA